ACACCACUGAGCCCGCGAUGCCAUCACAACACUGUACAAGAUGGCGGCUGGAGUUUAUCUACAUGAAGGCUAUUCCCUUGAGGAAGAACUUCAGUUACUUGAAGCCAUAUACAUUCACGAAUUGACCAUUGAGGGUCCCAGAGAAAGACCAUCAAGCGUCAGCCUGCUUCUUCAUCCUAGUACAGGGGAUGAAGGGGACAAACAGUACGUGUGCCUUUCCCUCUUGCUUGCACUUCCCCUUGAGUAUCCAAAUGUGCUGCCAUCAAUAGAAAUAAAGAAUCCAAGAGGUUUAUCCGAGGCUCAUAUUGAAAGCAUCUCCCUAAAUCUCCAUGAGCUGGCAGAAACAAGGAUUGGUUCACCAAUGCUGUUUGAAUUGAUUGAGUAUGCCAAGGAAAGUCUGACAGACAACAACAUGCCCAGUUGUGCCUGUGCAAUAUGUCUAUGUCAUUUCAAGGAUAGCCACUGCUUCACCAAGACCGAGUGUUACCAUUACUUCCACUGCAGCUGCCUGGCUCGCUAUAUUGACCACACAAUAAAGAUGUCAAAAGCUAGUGGUGAUGACAAGCAAGAGCAGGUCGUUUGCCCUAUGUGCAGGCUACCCAUCUCUUAUGACCUGGAAGCCUUGAAAGCAGCUCCUCAUGAAACUACACCAGAGGAGGUGGCUGUCUACAAGCCUGACAAUAAAACUAAAAGACGUCAGAAAGAGUUGGCAGCUUUGUACCAGCGCCAGCUACAGAAGGGAGGAAUCAUCGAUGUGGAGCAGGAGAAAAACAAGUUCUUAAUAGAUAUCACCUCUGUGAGUUCCCCCGAAAUGACUCCCGAGCCUUCCACUACAGAGCCCACCAGUGACGCCUCGUCAAGCUGUGAUGGACAAGGUACAGUGGAACAAGAAGAGACCGCACAGGAUAUGUUCCAAAACCCUGGGAUGAACAGCGCUUACGAGAAGCCUGCUCAGCCACAUCGACCUGGCUCUGGACGCGGAAGAAACAGGCAGUAUGACAGGGGGAGGGGUGGGGGAAGGAAAUGGGAAGAACGACAGAGAAAUAAGAGUAGAAGGAAAGAAGUUUUGAAUGAAAAUGAGCGUGAUGAUGGGAUGAAACUGGGACAAAAUUAUAGAAGUAAACAAAAUAUUCACAAGAAGAAUCUUGGGGGUGACAAGCUGAUGCAAAUAGGGCAAGAGAGAGCGGAUAACAUAGACGCGCAGUCGAGUGAAGGCAAUAGGAAAAACACCGAGGAAAAAGCCGGUACACUCAACGAGAUGUUUUCAGCCGACAGCAAAGUUAUAACUGAGACAGAAUUGGAUUCCAAGGAUACUACGGCAGAUAAUCUUGAUGGAUGUCACAAAUACACAAGAAAAGUACCGCAACGAGACGAUGGCCCACGUGGCAGGGAAGACUUUAAGGGCCCACGAGGUAAUAACAUGGGGCGGACGCCAAACCAAAAAAGAGAAAAGGGAGCCGCUACGAAGCCUCGAAAGAGUCCUGGGUCUGACACGAGACGCCACACAAAAAAAUAACCCCAACAAGUCGAUAGCUCAUGUGACAGGAAAGACUUUAUAGGGCCACGAAAUGGGGACGCUGGACGGAAGCCAAACGAAAGUACAAGAGAAGACAAAGGAGCCGAUAUAGAGCCUGGGCGAUGUCCUGCGUCUGGCCGUGGGAAACAAUGGCAGGGAAACUCCGGUGAAAGAACAAGGCAGAAAGCGGCGGAAGAUACGUGCAUGGUUGAUGGGCGUGGUAGUGUCGCAAAUGGGGCCUUUACAAAACCUGUUAUGUCCAAUCGAGUACAGGAACAAAAAACAAGAGAAAGCGAGUCACACGUUUCUAGGGAGAAUGACACCCCUGUGACUGGAAAGAGUGACUCCUCUCUUGCUGGGAAAAAUGGCAUUUCUGUCGGUGAAAGAUGCAGUGACGGCGCAGAAACGCCUUCUGACUCGAAAAGAAGACAAAGGAGGCAUCGGAAAGGAGGCAAGAAUGGUGAUAAAUCGAAUAGUGUAAGCUCGAGGAAUGAAGUAACCCCUAGCUCAUCAACACCAGAACCUUCUAGUCUGGCUGUUAAGGAGACUGUACGGCCUCCCCCUGGUUUUGAAAUGGUGCAGGGUAACGCCGGGGGAGUCAGCACAUCAGGGCCGCCGCCUGGGUUGGGUACACAAACUGUAAAACCUCCCCCAGGGUUUGAGGGGGUGUUUUCCAAAGCUUUUGACUGCUUAAAAUGAAUGAUUGGUUGUUAGAUUCGACUCUUGCGUUUGUCAAGGCCCCAUGCUUGAUCAGCUCAAGAUCGUUAUAUUGUUGAUGCCGGUCGUCAAAUAAAUUGAAAUACUUGGA
Molecule: messenger RNA, 2324 nt
Organism: Nematostella vectensis (starlet sea anemone)
Lineage: Eukaryota; Metazoa; Cnidaria; Anthozoa; Actiniaria; Edwardsiidae
Product: E3 ubiquitin-protein ligase RNF25
Exons: 10
Coding region: 41-1516 (491 amino acids)
Biological process (GO): protein ubiquitination
Cellular component (GO): nucleus
Molecular function (GO): protein binding; ubiquitin protein ligase activity
Source: RefSeq, a predicted model, not a curated record